AUGCAGGAUUGUAGAGGUAAACGUAUUUUAAGACUCGUUCAACUGAAUAAUGAGAAUUUAAGCAAAAAACCCAAAGUUAUUGUGCAACAAGUUGCGACUUUGAAUAGCUGUACAACAGGUUUACUAGAAAAAGAGAUAUUACAACAACAGACUGUACCAGAAUCUCACUUUGGCUCGAGCCAUGAGUUAGAUUUUAUAAGCAAUGAAAAUUCGCCGGAAGAAGGUGUUUUAGAAGAUCAGGAUGAAGAAUAUCCGUUUGCGGCUAGCGAUAAAGAUGACGAAGAGUAUGAUCCGAAUAUAGAAGAGGACAAUAAUUCUGACACGUCCGAAGGCACUGAAGCUCCAAAAGAAGAAAAUCCUGAUAGAAGUCGUUGGUACAAAGCAGAUGAUAAAAAGUGCAAUCGAAAUUUGACGAAAAAAUGUAGAAAUCUUGGACAACCCUACACUACCAAAAAUGGAACAAAGCCCGCCAAAGCUCCUCAAUAUGUGAAUUGCAACAGUUGUCGGUUUAAGUGCUCCAUAAAAUUUAGCGAUGCAGAGAGGACUGAGCUAGGUUCUAGCUAUUGGCAAUUAGAAUCCUAGUCCCGAAAAAAAGAUUUUAUUCUGAAAAAUGUCAAAGCCAAUAUACCUCAAAGACAGCCUCACCAGAAAGAAAAUGCUAAACCCCGAAAUAAGAGUUUUAUUUCUUAAAAGGCGGGGCACCAACAAGAGUAUGUCAGAUUUUUUUCUAAAAACCCUUUCUAUAAGCAAUGGACCACUCAGUAGAGCCUUUGAAAAUAAAAAUGAAACUUCGGGGCUUUAUCAAGGAGGUGACAAGCGGGGCCGACAUGUUCCAAUAAAAUCUCAAGAAGAAAAAACUAUUAUUAAAAAGCAUAUUGAAAGUUUUCCUUUAACAGACUCUCACUACUGCAGAAAAUCAUCUCAGAGAAAAUACUUAGAUGCAACACUGUCCAUAGCCAAAAUGUACUCGCUGUACAAAAUAAUGUGUGAGGCAAAAGGUUAUAAACGAAG
Messenger RNA from Psylliodes chrysocephalus, 1011 nucleotides. The record is from the annotation of a GenBank genome assembly. NCBI's taxonomy places the organism in Eukaryota, Metazoa, Arthropoda, Insecta, Coleoptera, Chrysomelidae.